Panicum virgatum (switchgrass) is the source of this 959-nucleotide messenger RNA. RefSeq names its product ethylene-responsive transcription factor ERF003-like. The transcript is spliced from 2 exons. Gene Ontology annotation, biological process: regulation of DNA-templated transcription. Lineage: Eukaryota; Viridiplantae; Streptophyta; Magnoliopsida; Poales; Poaceae. Gene Ontology annotation, molecular function: DNA-binding transcription factor activity; DNA binding. The record is from RefSeq and is a predicted model, not a curated record. The coding region runs from base 213 to 701 and encodes 162 amino acids.
UCCAUGUCUCGCGAGUGGCGAAUCACUAGCCUGCAUCUCCAGCUCUCCACACGCGCGCAGCAGCAGCGCGAAGAGCGACCGAUCGUGCCGGAGACGACCACGACCGGAGAGGAUCGAUCCAUCGCCUGGCAGAGUGACAGGGGAGGGGAGCACCUUGCUGCCAGUUGCCGUCGUCGUCGUCGUCGACCACCGCACCGCGGCGGCGUCCAGCAAUGGCCCGGCCGCAGCAACGGUUCCGCGGCGUGCGGCAGCGCCACUGGGGCUCCUGGGUCUCCGAGAUCCGCCACCCUCUCCUGAAGACGCGGAUAUGGCUGGGCACGUUCGAGACGGCCGACGACGCGGCGCGCGCCUACGACGAGGCGGCGCGGAUCAUGUGCGGGCCGCGGGCGCGCACCAACUUCGCCGCCGGCGCCGGCGCCGGCGCCGGCGCCGCCGCGCCCGCGUCGUUCCUCUCCGCGGCGCUCGUCGAGAAGCUGCACCGGUUCAACCUGGCGUCCGUGCAGGCCGCGCAGAGGCAGAGGGAGGCGGCUGCCUCCGCCGCCGCGGCCUCGGCCGCAAUGCCGGCGGCCGGCUGCGACGCCUGGGCCGCCUGCGAGUCGUCGGCCGCGGAGUGGGGCGGGAGGUUCCUCGAGGAGCAGCACGUGGAGCAGAUGAUCGAGGAGCUGCUGGACGCCAACUUCUCCAUGGAGAUAUGCUGUUGAUUAGUAGUAGCUGGGCUUGUUCGUCCCCUGUCCCUACUCCCUGCCGCUGCUUGCUCUCUGUUCUUGCACCAAUGAGCACUGCAGCUGCGCCCUGCUGGGCGUUGCUCUGCAUUGUACGAGUUCUCCACUGGUACUGUAUAUUAGUAGCACCAGUAGCUUUCAUUAAUGCAAAGUCCCACAGUGAAACUAGCUUACUAAUACUCUACGAAUUAGAAAAUGGUGGGAGGCAGUGAAACAACAACUUUUGUUCCUUCUUCA